GAAUCGAAAUGGUCACGUUGGAGUUCUUGGAGUGACUGCACGAAAACAUGUGGCAGUGGCUCACGAUAUAGAAAGAGAAAGUGUGUGGCCAUUAAUGAUAGAGCGGUCUUUGCCCCGAUUACAUGUGCUGGAAAACCUGAUCAGAUCAAACCAUGUGCAGAGUGGAGCUGUCCAGGUGAUUUAAAGUGUUAACGAUUCGCAAGAAAAAAUAGUUAUUCAUGAGAUUGUCAUCGAGUCUCUCCAUAUUUCUUACCCCGUAUAGACCCCUUUUUGCUCAUGAAACAUUAAAAAAGAGGGCCAUAGUGUACAUUGAUAAUGUAACAGCUGAUGUGAUAUAGCACAAACACAGGUUAUUCUGUAAGGAUUUGAACACAGCAAUUCGGUGGUCCCAUCUUCAUUUUUGUUUUCUUUAACUGUCAUUUACUUUCCUGCAGCUUUAUUGACGAUGCCAAUUUAGAUCUCCACUUAGAACGUUUUAAAAGAAGCUCAUAAACUAAUGAUACACCAAAAAGACGUGAUUGCUAGCUUAAAAUAACGCACCUCUGUAAGGUGCAAGACGUUAUACAUCGAAAUGCAUGAAAACUCUGAGCACACAAACAAUAAUAGUAUUUAUAAUAAAUCAGGCGAUUUUACUAUGAAUUCCUUCUAUAACUCAAGUCUAUUAAGUGCAGCUCCUAGGAUUGCAUCUCCUUUUUAACUGAGAGAGCUAAUUACACAUUUUCCUCUAUCUUACAGCCGAGUAAUCUUUCUGUUGCCUGUUCACACCCAUGAUAACUUUUUCUCUCAUCAUUUUCUUUAGAUUGUUUGCGAAAUUGUACCACUGGAACACUGAAUGCCGCGUGCGAUGCAUGUACAUGUGAUCAUCACGUGCUCACUGGACGAGUUUUGACAGUAGAUGACACACCACUGUCGGAAGCAAACAUAUCAUUGAUAGAAACACCUUACAACGUUCUUGCAAAGACGAACAUAAGUGGACACUUCACAGCACUUGGUGUCUGUGCGGAUGAGCAAGAGUUGCUUGUGACAAAAGAUGGUUUUGUUCCUGUGACGCAAAAAGCUAAUACUCUGACCCGAGAAAAGGCCACCAUUAUCGCAAAGAUGGAAAUUGCAGGUACUUCACAGACUUGGUAAUUGACUGACUGACUUAUUGACUGACUGGCUGACUUGCGGAUUGACUGACUGACUAAUUGGCUGACUGACUGACUGACUGACUAGCGGAAUGACUUACUGACUCACUAACUGACUGGCUAGCUGACUGGCCGAUUUUCUGACUGACUGGCUGACUUAAAGACUGACUGACUGACGGACUGAGUGACUAACUGACAGACUGACUUAGAGACUGGCUGACUAACUUACUGUCAUACCCACAAAUUAAGCUUCGAACUGGACCCUGGAGUUGAAUGACUUCUUUCCGAAAAAAACUUGUUUUUAUUGAACAGUUAGGCCUCCGAAAACUACCUUAUUUUUAAAUAGGUAGUAACAUUCGUUAUAUCCAAAGAGCAAAGGAUUCCUAUAGCAAUAACCUCACAUUGUCUCGUUUCGUAAAUCUUGCAGUUCCACCAUUUGUGACUGUCCAUCCCGAAAGCAAAAUUCGGCUGCCUGGUCAGAAUGCCACAUUUUGUUGCAAUGGUCGAGGAAACCCUCCACCGGAAAUUGAAUGGUAACAUACGACUCAAUUUAGUUUGUGUCGUUGCUUAACUGUUAAAAUGAGAAAAGCUUGAAUCAUUUCCAAUUAGGAAUCACAUAUUCAUUCUAUUUUUUAUGUAUACGUCAUGUUAAUACACACGCGAACAAUUCAUUUAUGAUUGAUUUAAUUGCAGUUUAUGUAAAUGAACUAGAUAAAAAUAUUUGUCAUAUUAAAUACAAUUAUACAAACAAAAUCAAAAUAGAGAGGAAUUAACAAAGACCAUCUUUAUUGCAAGUUCGUGGCGACUUACGCGAUUCUUAAAAUAAAUAGUUUCUGAAACUGGGCUGUGAGUUUUCCUCAAACUUGGUGGUAGGGUACUCCACACUUUAACCUGUCACAAAAUAGGUUUUGCACAAAGGCGAGAUCACUGAUUGAGUUUAAAGCGACAAGCGGUUUAUACUGAAAGAUAUGCGCACGCUACAUUUUUAAUUCAUGACUUCUUUCUUUACUUACAGGUUCAAGGAGAAUAACAUAAUCGAUAAAGAACUUUACAGUUUCAACAACACUCUUAAAAUCACCGCUGAGCGCGGGCUUAAUGGAAGCUACCGCUGUCGAGUAGUAAACGACUUUGGGUCCGAAUUCUCCGACGGAGCAGUCUUGAAAAUAAUAGGUAGGCAUCUUGUCUUGACGUUGGUGAGAAAAAAAAUCGGUCGAAGACUUAUAUUGGUAAACGGCUGGCCAAUUUAAUGUUUAAAAAUGUUCAAGCUUCGUAAAGGAACGUUUUUGAAGGUUGUGUUCAUGGGAAAAGGGAAAUUUUGCCAAAAUUAAUUUACAUUUCGGCCCGAAUCGAUAUUCAUGUUGUAACUCAUUCGGUGAAUGAGCUAUUCGUGUGCAUUAGGCUGGGCUAAAUCUUUAAAUCAGUUUAUUUCUCCUUUUUUAAUAUUAUUUUCCUUAAUAGCUCAGAUCUCCAGUUAAAAGAGCAAAUUGAAUUAGUGAUGUUGAUUUCGCUGUGGAGGUAUUUUCAAAAGAAACUUAGCAAGUCGAUAGAAUAAAUCCGAAAUUCUUAUGAAUUUUCAACAAAAAGAUAGACAAACAGUGUAUCUCAAGACUUUCCAGAACCCGAUGUGCAAAUUGCUAAUUGGUUAGGAAUCAUCAUGAAAUAUUCAAUACAAGGAUAUGUUUUGAUGAAUUCAAUUGAUCGGUCAGGAAACCAUUAUUACUUUCACAAGACAAAGCAUUAUUAAUUUUAGUUCAUUUACUGAUUUUGAUCUGGCAGAUACACAGGAGGCGUUCUGUGACCCAACUCCUCGAACAAAGCAUUUGAAACUUCCACCAAAUUGUGUACAGAAAGGUACAACAAAUAAUGUGGUUGAUGUAGGUGAAUGUCCAUCUGUACCCUGCCUUCAAAACGAUUCAGACAACUCAAACGCUUGCAAAGACAAAACAUUUUGUUGUGGGGUCUCAAUGGUGGAAGAAUUGAAUAUAGCUUGUGGAAAUGUCGCUGAAUUUAAGCUCUCCAAGACAAAAGAUUGUGGCUGUGGAGUUUGUAACAAGGCCGUUAUAACAAUAAGAGGCGUGGUCGUGGGCGGAAAAGAGGAGAGGCCAGUUAAAUUUGCCCAAAUUGAAUACGAUGGAGAAGUGAAAGCGAACGCAGACUUUAGAAGUGGCAGUUUUUCUUUUGAUGUUAGAGAUGGAAGAAAAAGAUUAGCUGUUACUUUCAAAGACACCUUUUCAAAGGAAUUUGAAGAUCUUACGAAAGUUUUUCAUCUUCAAGAAGGCCAGAGUGUGAUUACGAAGAUUAUCCUAGCUACAAAACGACGUCCAGUAAUUUUCGAAGCAUCUCAGGAUCUCAGUGUUCCUUUGGGUGGCGAGACAGAUGACUCUGCUUUUGCAGAUCUUGAGGUUCCAGGAGGUUCCCUUUUGAAAGAAGACGGAACCAGUUACUCUGGCCAAGCUAAUAUGCGACUGAACUUGGUCGAUCCUCGAAACGCAUCUGAUAUCUUGUCAGCUCCUGGCGACUUUUCUGCCGUUGAUGAAGAUGGAGAGGAACAGAUUCUCUCGAGCUUUGGAAUGAUGAAGGUGAACUUUGAAGAUACCAGUGGAAAUAAGUUAACCCCUUCUAAACCUAUGAAAGUGUUUUUGGAUCCCCAACAGCUAAACAUUAGUGUAGAUGAUAAUGGAAACACGACUGUUAAACUUUGGUGGUUAAACGAAAAGACUGGACGAUGGAUACUGGCCGGAAAUAUAUGGAGCGACGAAAAGGGUAGUAUUCGACGGAAAAGAAGUUCUGCGCGAAGGUUCUUAGUCACUGAGAUCACCCAGGCUAUAAGUAAAAGUAGACUGAAUUUUGACCAGCCUAGUGGUUUAAGUUUUGUGGGCGUGUCAGCUCCUCCAGGGUCAACUGCAAGGGUUAUGUGUGGAUUUUCCUCUAAUGAUAAUCUAUUAGAAGGCUAUCGAGAGCAAACAUCGAACUCCAAUGGCAUCGCUUGUGUUCCAACUUGGCGAGAAAGGACGUGCUACCUGCAAGCAGAAAGUGAUAGCUCAAGAUUUCUAACACCAGACCGCGGAGGCAUUGAUUCUUUUCCAUAUGGGACAAGUGUUAGAGUCGUUUCAAGCAACCUCGGAAGAGCACAAAAAAUUGAGUCGUUCAAACUUUAUACCAGUGUGAGAAGCAGUGGUCCUGUUUAUCCUUUUUCUAAGUCCAACGCAAGGUGCUACAGGCAAGAUAGAGACAAUAAAUAUUUUCGUUUUCAACCCCCCCAAGGCGCUGACGCAACAUUUAUCUUGUCCUCGCCACGUAUAGAUGACAGCAAUAACCCACUCAACUGGUAUCCGCCUAGCCCCAGCGACAUAAACAAACAGGAUGUUUGCUUUAUCAAGGUCCUUGUACAUAAUGCAAAGGCAACCUUUCUUGCUUCCAGUUUCCGAGGAAACAGGCAGGGUACGACAGAUUCAAAAGUCGGCGAUUAUGCUACAAUGGCAGUUGAUUCUAAUAGAGACAAUGAAUUUGUCGUCUGCCUUCAGAUCCGUUGUCCAGGGAUCGUUGACAGAGCUGAGGAACGAACGGACGUUCAUAUUAUUCCCAUAACGGGACAUUGCCAUUUCCAAUCUGUUCAUAUCCCGCAAAAGUUUAUGGAAAACAAUCUCGAUGUGCCGUGUGUUCUUCCGUCCUCCGGCGCUAGUAACCAUGAAAAGUGGAUCUGUGUUCCGAGUGGUUUGACCAGCGGGUUUGAUGUCGACUUUGUGUACCGAGCAGAUAAAAGUCAGGAGAAUUUAGCAAAGCAUAGAUGUCUCAUCGGUAGAAUAAGAGAAGACCAAAUCACUGACACUCCUCCUUCAAUCACUGGAGCAAGUUUGGUCUAUAGUUGUGGUAAGUCAGCGAAAAGAGUUAUCUUGUUAUUUUCGGUUUCCUGCAUGCUCUAA
Molecule: messenger RNA, 5050 nt
Organism: Pocillopora meandrina
Lineage: Eukaryota; Metazoa; Cnidaria; Anthozoa; Scleractinia; Pocilloporidae
Source: the annotation of a GenBank genome assembly